This is a messenger RNA of Sesamum indicum (sesame), 1452 nucleotides long. Its product is annotated as OVARIAN TUMOR DOMAIN-containing deubiquitinating enzyme 12. Gene Ontology annotation, biological process: protein deubiquitination. Gene Ontology annotation, molecular function: cysteine-type deubiquitinase activity. Lineage: Eukaryota; Viridiplantae; Streptophyta; Magnoliopsida; Lamiales; Pedaliaceae. The record is from RefSeq and is a predicted model, not a curated record.
CUCUCUCUCUCUCUCUCUCUCUCUCUCUCUCUCUCUCUAUCUAUCUAGUACACGCACCCCUCAUACAGUUGCGGAACGCGUUUUCUAUGUGUAUAUACUUACACGUAGUUGCACCAAGUGUAUACAUUUCAGUUGUGAUUUUUUCAGGCGAGUUACUGGAAUUGAAUUGAAGCUGGGGGAUUUAACAGAAGCAGAAAAGCUGGGUAUUACUGCAUUGUUCAUUGGUUGAAUGCACGUUUUGGUCUGAAAGCACUCAGUGGAAGAAAUAAAAAAUGCAUGAGCCAGAAUCAGAUGCUGCUCCUUGGAGCUUUUUCAACUUCGACAAUAUUUUCAGUAACAAUUAUUAUGGAGACAGCACUCAACAUGAUGUGAAAAUUUGCCAUGAACAGUACAUUACAGAUAAUCAUUGUGAUACAGAGUGUGGCAACAUUGACACCGAUGAGAUUAUUGCACAUUCUCUUCUUCAAGAAGAAUUGUCACAAUUAUCAAUUGCAGAAGCACCUGAAAUAUCACAUUCUGGGGAGGAAUACUCGCAAAGUUCCUCUGUUGUCCCAAAUUGGCAUAAUUCUUCAAAUAACUAUUAUCUUGGUCAAGACGGUCACUUGCAUGAGACUCAUCAUGUGGGAAGUGUAUGCUCCAGUCCUGGAGAUCGAUCAUGUGAUGGAGAUGAUUACUCUUAUACUUUGGACAUAACUGAUGAGUCUGACCUUGAUGGAGAAGUUGAAAAGAGGCUGUACCAAAUGGUACCUGUUCCUCAUAUUCCAAGAAUUAAUGGAGACAUACCUUCAGUUGAUGAAGCGACAUCUGACCAUCAAAGGCUGCUAGAUAGGUUACAGUUAUAUGACUUGAUUGAGCACAAAGUUCAAGGAGAUGGAAACUGUCAGUUUCGAGCUCUAUCUGAUCAGUUUUAUCGGACUCCUGAACACCACAAAUUUGUGAGAAAACAAGUUGUCCGUCAGCUUAAAGCCCAUCCCGAGAUGUAUGAGGGCUAUGUUCCCAUGGAAUAUGCUGAAUAUCUGAAAAGGAUGUCCAAGAGUGGCGAGUGGGGUGAUCAUGUCACACUCCAGGCUGCUGCAGAUUCGUAUGGUGUGAGAAUUCUUGUAGUAACUUCAUUUAAAGAUACCUGCUACAUCGAGAUUCUUCCCAAAGACCAGAAGUCCAAAAGAGUCAUAUACUUGAGCUUCUGGGCUGAAGUACAUUACAACUCAAUCUAUCCUCAAGGAGAUCUGCCUCCAACUGAUUUUAAGAGGAAGAAAAAGUGGUGGAGCUUUCGUAACAAGCAGUAGACAUGUUAUGAAUCAUAUACUGCUUUCUCAACGUGGCGGCACCCUUGCCUCAGUUGUACAGUCCUCAUUGUGAAGAUGUUUAUCUUUAUUCGUUACUUUAUAUGUUCUCUUAUAAUUACACUAUUAUAAUAUUAAUUUAUACAUCAUUAUUUUUACUAGUGUGCUA